This is a messenger RNA of Aspergillus candidus, 1327 nucleotides long. Its product is annotated as RING finger protein. NCBI's taxonomy places the organism in Eukaryota, Fungi, Ascomycota, Eurotiomycetes, Eurotiales, Aspergillaceae. Gene Ontology annotation, molecular function: ubiquitin protein ligase activity. The transcript is spliced from 3 exons. Gene Ontology annotation, biological process: protein ubiquitination. Bases 343 to 744 code for a protein of 133 amino acids. The record is from RefSeq and is a predicted model, not a curated record.
GUAUCUUUAACUAUCUAAGGAAUAUUGUACAUUGAGAUAUUGGAUCUACAUACUGAUAACUGUAACCUUAUCUCAAACCACCCCAACUACACACAUCUAAAACUACCUCAUGGAUAUCAACGGACGAGAAACACUCGUGAAAAUGGCGCCCCAGUUCAUAAACACCUCUCCAUCAACAUACCACCGCUCCCUCCGGCGCGUCUCCUUCCACCUCCCAACAAUCCCAGGGCCAUUGAGCGCGCGCGAUCUCACCCACGCGACCUUCCCCUGCUACACCCCCCUCGACAACGUAUAGAAAACAACCACGAAUGUCCCACCCACUGCGACCUCUGUCUAGAAGACAUGAGCGAAACUUCCACUCUCCGCAAACUCCCCUGCGCGCACGUCUUCCACCAGCCCUGCAUCGACCGCUGGCUCUGCACCCGCGACGCGAGCUGCCCGCUCUGUCGGCGGGAGUUCUACCAAUUCCGGAGGCCGCAGAUUGCGGUUUUUGAUCGGGUGCGGCCUCGCGAUAGCGACUACGACUAUGGCGUUGAGGACUUCUAUGCGAGGGAGAGGAGGAUCCAGCAGGAGAGGCAGGAGGAUUUGCGCGAGGCGAGGGCCAUCUUUGUGAAGUGGUGGAAGAAGAAGUUUUUGGGGGUGUUUGGGGUUGUGAGGGGUUCUUCCUCCCCUUAUUCCUCUUCUUCUUCUUCCUCCUCGUCGUCGUCGUCGUCGUCGGCGUCCUCUUUUCGAGGGGGUGAUUGAGAUGGGUCUCUUUUCUCUCAUGGAAAAUGACAUGAGACACAUGGACCGGGCUAGGUCUGUCCACAGGACCAGACAGUCCAGGAGCACAGAACCAACAACUCCAAACACGGCGCGUACCUAUCAUCUGCCUGGGUUCGUCCCCGCGGAUGACAACGGAACCCCUACCGAAGGUUCCAACGACGUCAUCACCUACCACCUACCGCCCACCACCCACCACCACACCACCAACCAAGCAUAUGAGCUGAGCUCAUGGUAUAAAACCGUCUCUACCACGCCAACUCCAUCGAUAAAGGACCCGUCAAUCAGAUUUAUACGACCAAACCAUGUCUCCCGACUCUCAGCAAACACAGCCACAUCGCAAAGCGAGCGUCCUCGAGCGGAUGUUCGAACGCCGUCGUCCUCAGGAUCCGUCCUCUCAGGACGCGGUUGGUGAGGAGGACGCGCACCACGGUAGCACCCGCAGUCGCAGUCGCAGUGAUAGUGAGGGUCAGAGUCAGAGUCGGAGUUCUGGCCGCGACCACGAGAAAGGUCCCGACCAGGGCCGUUCGCGCAGGGAGAGUAUGCUGGAUAGGUUGAAGAAAAG